Molecule: messenger RNA, 1015 nt
Organism: Contarinia nasturtii (swede midge)
Lineage: Eukaryota; Metazoa; Arthropoda; Insecta; Diptera; Cecidomyiidae
Product: chromatin accessibility complex protein 1-like
Exons: 6
Coding region: 479-910 (143 amino acids)
Cellular component (GO): nucleus; CHRAC
Molecular function (GO): protein heterodimerization activity
Source: RefSeq, a predicted model, not a curated record
UUCUAUUUUCUAUUGAAGUCUUAUUAUUGAAAAUCGUCCACUCGUCAAAAUUUGUGAAAAAAAUGUUCAAGGACAAUUUUUGAUCCUAUUUGUGAAUUUAAGGGGAUGCAAAUUAUCUAGCAAGUUUUUGUGGACGUUUUGAUUCGUUUAUUUCGCAAGGGCAAAACAUCUCUGUUCAUUUCUACUUACUAUUGGAUGAUUGCUAUAAAUGUUCGAAGCCCGACCCAAAAUUGACUGUUGAUGAACUGAAAGGAAAAGUCUAUUCGAGCGCUGCAAUCGUAAAACUAAUUGCUUAUGUCAAAAUGGUGGAAGUCAAACAAUAAAAGAGCGGACAAAUUUUCGUAACAUAACCACAAUAUACUGUAGAGCGAAUUCAACUGAAUCAUUAAUUCGAGGAACUGCUUUGGAAAACCGAGAAACUAAUAACAAUAAUACAAGAUUCGCACGCUUCGCUACAAAAAAACGAAAACGUUGAAAAAUGGUAGAAAAACCAGAUGAAAGAUUGCUCCCUACAAAUAAGGUACGAACAAUAAUGAAAAGCUGUGGAGAUCCAAGUGCCUUUCUAUCAAAGGAAUCUGUACUGGUUGUUACAAAAGCGGCAGAAUUAUUCAUUUCGUAUUUAACACAACAAACACAUAAAAGAUGUUCACAUAAAAAAGAUUUGAACUACAAUGAUUUAUCAAGCUUUGUACAGGAGGAAGAAAAACUUGAAUUUUUACAUCAAAUUGUACCAAAAAAAAUCACCGUUAAGGAAUUUCGUGAUAUUUUGGAAAGAGGAUCUGAAUCAGAAUCUGAGUCUGAAGAAGCCACAUCUGACGAAGAAGAAAAUAGCGAUGAGGAAAUGGAAGAUGAGGAAGAUAUGGAUGAGGCUGCAGAUAUUGAAAGUGAUGACGGAGGAGGAUUGAUUUAACAACCAAACGCUACGAGAAAAUUCAAUAAUUGUCAUUUCUUUGUAUGACCUCGUUUACAUUCAAAAUUACAUUCACACUUAAAAUAUUGGUUACUAAAAACAAAA